AUUUACCCCCUACCUAAAGUGUCACCUGCAAAGUUUGUCAUUCCUUCACCUCAGCUACAGAGAUCAGUAAACGCUGUUCAAGAUGUGCCCUGUGGACUGGCCACAGCUGCCACUCAACAAGACGAUUCCCUACAGAUCAUUGAUAGUAUCAUUGAGGAGAGUCAAAAGGGAAGUGUUGGUGAGGUGGCUCAGCUGUUGGAUCAGCUAAAUGUUGACGUAAAAGCAGACCCGGAGCCAACGGAAGAGAAUAAUGCUCAGGAAGUUCCUGUGGCGCUAGCAGAGCCAGCUGUUGAACCUCAGCCUGUCGGGAGACAAGAGGAACAACAGGAAAGUGCAGCAACAAAUGGAGCAUGCUCUGUGUCUGCACCUGAACCCUCAGAUUUCCCUGGGCCUUUGGUAGGGUCACCAGAGCAUGUUCAGCCCCCAGAUAUCACCAGCACAUUAAGACAGCCCAAUGGAGCUCUUGGGGUUGCAGAAGGGGAACAGAGACCUGCGGACAUCUUAGACCAGGUUCCACUCACAGACAGGCAGUUGGACUCUGAUCCCUCUGGGCCAACAAAACCACCACGGCAAUUCACAGUGGAACCAGACAUCGUAGCCAGCACCAAGAAGCCUCCUCCCUCACGACCACCCCCGCCCAGUGGAGGUCCCCCACCAAGGCCGCCACCACCAUCUUGGCAGAGUCUACCUUCUAGGAAGUCCCAGGACGCUCUGAGGCCAAGUGGACUUGAAGUGUCUGCUGUCAGCCCAGUCAGUGCUGAUGUGCUGGAACCCUCUGGACUGGUGUCUCCUAGCAGCACCGUGAGGAGUCUAACCAAAGAGCUGCAGCAUUCCCUGGAUCUGGCUAGUGCCACUAGUGGGGACAAGGUGGUGACAGCACAAGAGAAUGAGGAUGAGCAGGCCUCAUCUCAGAGUGGAGCACAAACCCCAGGUCCUCAACGUCCACGUUCCAACUCUGGUAGAGAACUGACAGAUGAAGAAAUCCUGGCCAGUGUGAUGAUCAAGAAUCUGGACACUGGGGAGGAGAUUCCUCUAAUCCAGGCAGAAGAGAAACUCCCUGCUGGGAUUAACCCUCUCACUCUGCAUAUCAUGAGGAGAACCAAGGAAUAUAUUACGAAUGAUGCAGCACAGUCAGAUGACGAUGACAAAACUCAGGCUCCACUGGCAGACACAGAUGGUGGAAAACUGAAACAGAAAACGACCCAGUUUAAAAAAUUCCUGGGAAAGUCUGUGAAGAAAGCCAAGCAUCUGGCAGAGGAAUACGGAGAGAAGGCAGUGAACAAAGUGAAAAGUGUGCGUGAUGAAGUGUUCCAUACAGAUCAGGAUGACCCGUCGUCUAGUGAUGAUGAGGGUAUGCCGUACACCCGACCUGCUAAAUUCAAGGCAGCACACAGCUUCAAGGGUCCCUUUGACUUUGAUCAGAUCAAGGUUGUGCAAGACCUGAGUGGAGAGCACAUGGGGGCUGUUUGGACCAUGAAGUUCUCUCAUUGUGGGAGGCUGCUGGCAACCGCAGGCCAGGAUAAUGUCGUUCGUAUCUGGGUCUUAAAAACUGCCUUUGACUACUUCAAUAACAUGAGAUUGAAGUACAACACUGAAGGUCGAGUUUCACCUUCUCCCUCUCAGGAAAGUUUAUGCUCUUCUAAAUCUGACACAGAUCCGGGGGCAAGUUGUGUUCCAGAAGAUCCAGACACAGAAGAUAGGAAUGCCCCUUUUCGUCAAGUCCCCUUUUGCAAGUACAAAGGUCAUACAGCUGAUCUUUUAGACUUGUCCUGGUCAAAGAAUUUUUUCCUGCUCUCCUCUUCCAUGGACAAAACAGUCAGACUGUGGCACAUAUCCAGGAGAGAGUGUCUCUGCUGCUUUCAACACAUCGAUUUUGUCACGGCCAUUGCUUUCCAUCCCAGAGAUGAUAGAUACUUCUUAAGUGGAUCCCUUGACGGCAAGCUACGGUUAUGGAACAUUCCUGACAAGAAGGUGGCGCUGUGGAAUGAGGUGGAUGGGCAAACACGGCUCAUCACUGCUGCCAAUUUCUGUCAAAAUGGGAAAUAUGCUGUGAUCGGCACCUAUGACGGCAGAUGCAUCUUCUACGACACAGAGCGCCUGAAAUACCACACCCAAAUUCAUGUGAGGUCCACCAGAGGCAGGAACAAAGUCGGACGCAAAAUCACUGGGAUUGAACCUCUGCCUGGAGAGAAUAAGAUUUUGGUGACCUCAAAUGAUUCCCGCAUUCGCCUUUACGAUCUGAGGGAUCUAUCUCUGUCGAUGAAAUAUAAGGGUUACGUCAACAGUAGCAGUCAGAUUAAAGCUAGUUUCAGCCAUGACUACUCCUUCAUUGUGAGUGGCUCAGAGGAUAAAUAUGUCUACAUCUGGAGCACAUACCAUGACCUGAGCAAAUUCACAUCUGUACGACGGGACCGCAAUGACUUCUGGGAAGGGAUUAAAGCUCACAACGCAGUGGUCACCUCCGCCAUUUUCGCGCCCCACCCAGGCCUCAUUGUUCCACAAGAGACCGGGGCAGAGAAACCUGAGGCAGAGUGCAAGAGUCUGGACUCCACAGAUUCUGAAACUAUCCCCUCAGGAGCCCUGAAGACGGAUCACACAGAGGUUCUUCUCUCUGCUGACUUCACUGGAGCCAUCAAAGUCUUCAUCAAUGUUAAAAAGUACUGAGCACUUCAGAGGUCGUCAGCUCCCUGUGUUCAGACCUGUCCAAGGCUGACCGGUCCUGAAGGUGAAGAACAGCCUGUCAGAAGUGAUCUGAACGCAUCCAACUACCUAACGGUUAUUGCUCUGAAACCAAGAGCUGUCUGUAGCUUUUUCAGGAGAACAGGGACCCUUAAAAGAAAGAGGGACUGGGUGAACUAUGGACUGUGGAAAGACAUGGGACUCCCUGUCAUAUUUCUAUUUUUUAUCUUUAAUACCAAGCAACUGUGAACUGUUUGGCAUUAAAAGCAGCCAACUGUGUGGUCUGAACAGAUCCUGAAUCUGUUUAGAAAUGUACAUUUAAAAAAGUAUGGUCAGGAGCGAGUUUAGUUUGGAGGUAAAUUAUAAUAGUAUGGGCACCUUACUAGUAUGUUCUAGUCCUACAUUUCGAAGGUAACUCCCACAAAUCGCAAGACACUGUCCUAAUUGUGAGUCACAAAUCUAAAUGUGUCUUGUGUGUAAAUGAUUUAACAGUUGUUGAAAAUAGGUGGUUUGAUAUGUCCUUUACCUGUUAUUUGUGCCUACAAAAUCUAGGUAGCUUUUUAAAAUUCUUAAAAUUCUCAAGCUGUCCAAAAUAUAUCAAACACUUAAGGUAAUGAACCUACGGUACAGGAAAUCUGUAUACGGUUACUAAUGAUUAGGGCUGGGUAUGUUUUUUUUUUUUUUUUGAACCAAUACUGGCUCGUAAUUACUUUUGAUACAUUUCUUUCUUCAAUUAAAGCACAUUUCAUUAUAUAAAAGAACUGUAAAUUUACUGUGUAACAUUGCAUACUUACUGCUUUUGUAAACAAAACCAAAUGAUGCUCUGUUAAUUUCCUCAAUAAAAGUCCACACAAACUAGAAAA
Sphaeramia orbicularis (orbiculate cardinalfish) is the source of this 3542-nucleotide messenger RNA. RefSeq names its product WD repeat domain 44 (gene wdr44). The record is from RefSeq and is a predicted model, not a curated record. Lineage: Eukaryota; Metazoa; Chordata; Actinopteri; Kurtiformes; Apogonidae. The annotation marks the transcript as partial. The transcript is spliced from 20 exons. Gene Ontology annotation, molecular function: protein binding.